This is a messenger RNA of Paramuricea clavata, 667 nucleotides long. The record is from the annotation of a GenBank genome assembly. Lineage: Eukaryota; Metazoa; Cnidaria; Anthozoa; Malacalcyonacea; Plexauridae.
UGUUAUUCCAGGGUAUGUUCCGAGGUAUGUUCCAGGGCGAAGGGGUGAAGUAGAAGAUUUCAAAUUCGGUGCAUUACCGUCAUAAUUACCGUGCAUCCUCGUACGUGCAUUGCUCUUGACAAAUCACAAAUAUUAGUAUUGAAUAUGGCAUCAGUAGAUAUCAGAGUUGAUGCAAGACAAAGAUUAAUAGAAGAACUUAAAGCAUGGAAAGCAAAUCAUCCAAAAGUACGUGGGUAGAACUAACAUGGCGGGAACUUCAAAUUAUCAUCUGUAUACAAUUUUAUAUUAUAUAAAUCAAUGACCUUUUAAACAAAUUAUUUUAUAAUUUGCAUGCAGGUCCUAUACUGUAGUCAUGCUCUUAUAUAAUUUUGAAAUGAAGUGUUUGAAUGCCACUUCCUGGAUUCUGAGAUGUGACACAUGUCAUUUUAAAGAUUGAACUUUAAUAGAGGGGAAUUGUAAUGCAUAUCAAAUUGGAGAACCAGUUUCAACAUGUAAGAUUCAACCUGAAAAGUUGAAUGACUGCAAUUCACACUCCGGACCAUGCAUACUGUGACAUAUUUAUGAUGUGGUUGUUAUAUUCUAGGACUUUUUUGCCAAGCCAUGUAAAAGUGAAAAUGGAACAAUGGAUAUGUUAAACUGGAAAUGUGGUAAAGUAACAAUUAAAUAA